AUGGAUUUUCUCGAGAAAAAUCAAAAGAAGCAACUGGGUAAGGACUUUCAAAAUAUCGUUGUUAACGGUUGAUUCAAAUUCUACCUCCGGUUGCGUGUCUGUGUAACACAUUUAUCCUCUAUUUCCCCGCCAGGAUAUCUUAAUGAUGACGUCACACAUGCACGUGAUAAGAACGUGAUCGUGAUUGGUGGAGGCGAUACAGGGGUGGACUGUGUGGCGACGUGUGUUAGACAGGUACAGCUUUAAAACUCACUCAUCUCAGUAUUAAAACUGGAUAGUGCAUGUAAAAGCACUGACCCACCCUGUCAACUUUCCUUGUGGGAGGGAAGCGGAGCACCCGGAGAAAACCCACGACUUUCGGCAGAGCGUUGACAGACUCUUUUCACACGAGUCCGUAGCGAGAAUUGGACCCACGAUCGUGAAAGGCCUUUGCUCUGUGACUGCGCCAUACAAGCCCCACUUCAAGAUCACAUCAGUAUUACCUGCAAUUACAUAAAUGCUUUUCUCUCGCUGGGUUUCUGCUUAUCGUAGCUUACCAUUGGAACAAGAAUUCCUUCGAUGUUCAGACCAUGUUACUGAUUUGUUUCCAAUUUUUUUUAGAAUGCAAGAAAGAUUACGACAUUCGAAUUGCUUAAUGAACCACCUAAAAAUAGAACUGACGUAAACCCCUGGCCUCAGUGGCCACGUGUGUUUAGGAUUGAAUAUGGUCAUGAGGAG
Molecule: messenger RNA, 717 nt
Organism: Paramuricea clavata
Lineage: Eukaryota; Metazoa; Cnidaria; Anthozoa; Malacalcyonacea; Plexauridae
Source: the annotation of a GenBank genome assembly